AUGCGUCACUUCGACACCUGGGUCCUCCGUGAUCCCUACUCCAUCUGGCACUACUAUCCAACCGGCCAACGCUGGCGCGACACUGUCCGCGAUUUAAUUCAAUCGCGUGCCAUCUGCUCUCCAGAGAACAACCUCAGCCCACCCAUAGACUGGACCUGCAAUCCAACACCAACCCAAUUCCAAUUCCAAUCCCAGCAACAAUCCCCCCUCCUCCGUCUCCCCGCCGAAAUCCGCGAAAUAAUCUGGUCCUACGUCCUCACCAACUCCCCAACCCCAAAUACCAAAAACCCCCAAACCAUCCACUUAGUCCAACUAAAAGGCAAAAUCCGCCAUGUUCGCUGUCCAACCCCGACCCUAGUGCCAGUCGCUCCAAAACACCAACAAUCCCAAUCCCCAAACCAGCCCACCCAAUCAGAUCAGCCAAACCCCUCCCUAACUCAAAACCGCCACUGCUGCCCCACAACCCCAGCCCGCUGGCGUAUCUACGAUGGCCGUGUCGCAGGCCACAGCGAUAGACUCCUCUACCCACACACCCACUCCGAUCUCCCCUCAACUCUAAGCAAUAGCCACAGCGCCCUGCUCCGCGUUUGUCGAAGUAUCUAUUUUGAAGCAGAGACAAUCCUGUACAAAGGCUCGCAUUUUGAUGUUGACGAUUUAUACACUUUCAUUGCAUUUGCAGCGUCGCUGUCGUCUGUUGCACGUGCAGCAAUCUCACGAUUGACUGUGCAAUGGAUGCCGAUCUGGGUGCCGAUGGCUGGACUCGAUCAUAAAGGGUCUAUUUAUGCGCAUACGCAUAGUGAUGAGCUCUGGGCUAGAUUUUGGAAGAGUGUGGCCUCGUUGGACGGGCUGAGGGAGUUGGGGUUGAGUUUGGAUUUGGGGAGGUUUACUAGUGUUGUUGCGAGUACGGGGGAGGCAAGUAUUUCGGGGCAGAGGAUUCCGUUUGGGAUUAAGGAGGAAUGGGUGAAGCCCAUUCUUAGGAUUAGGGAGUUGAAGGUGUUUGAAUUAGCGGUUACGGCGAGAUGUGAUGUGCUUGCUAAGGGGGUUAUUGAGGGGGAGUUGGUUAGGGAUGUUGGGCUUUUGAGGGAGGAAUUGAGGGGAGUAUUGUGUGCGCCGAGGGAGAGGAGGGUGAAGGGGAUGAUGAACAAGAGGAGGGUUAGAUUGGCUAUUACUGCUGCUUGA
Messenger RNA from Penicillium vulpinum, 1179 nucleotides. RefSeq lists its product as uncharacterized. The coding region runs from base 1 to 1179 and encodes 392 amino acids. The transcript has a single exon. Lineage: Eukaryota; Fungi; Ascomycota; Eurotiomycetes; Eurotiales; Aspergillaceae. The record is from RefSeq and is a predicted model, not a curated record.